This is a messenger RNA of Amyelois transitella, 3367 nucleotides long. RefSeq names its product striatin-interacting protein 1 (gene Strip). The record is from RefSeq and is a predicted model, not a curated record. Lineage: Eukaryota; Metazoa; Arthropoda; Insecta; Lepidoptera; Pyralidae. The coding region runs from base 169 to 2616 and encodes 815 amino acids. Gene Ontology annotation, cellular component: cytosol. Gene Ontology annotation, biological process: cytoskeleton organization. The transcript has a single exon.
CUGAAUUGCAUUUGUUGUAUUCCUUGUUCUUUCUUCAUUUCAUUUAUAUCAUAAUAUUUGCUGAGUUGAAUUUGUUUUUGGAAAUUGUUCAGCGAUAUUUAAAGUAAAUGACUGAUUGAGUUGAAAAUGUGAAAGUUCUUCUAUUUACUUGAUAAGCCAAUACUCACAAUGGGAACCAACGGUAAUGGUAGGCGCGGCGGAGUAAAACUGAUUGACUCGCGCCGCACAGAAGAGGGAGAAUGCGUGAAUGACAUGGAUAGCCCAGAGCUGGAUUUCAUAUAUGAUGACUGUGAUACACAAGCUAACGAAAUAGCAGAGCUGUACAGCUACACAGAACAUCCUGAAUUUCAACGCAACGUCAAAGCUUUCGAAGAUAUAAUGGAGGAAUUCAACUUUCCACCUAGUUGGCAAAGUUUAGAAAAAACACAACAACGAACAGUGAUUAUGAAGUUAUUGGAACACUUGGAUGUUGCAGUGACUGAAAUCCGUAUGCGAGCCACGCGUUGUAUAUUUUAUUUAGCACAAGGAUGUUGGGCUGAGGUGCAAUCUGAUGCUGAGCAAGCCUACUGGGCUCGUACCAACGUAAUGACCUUGUACGACAUGGGUGCAUUCUCCGCAUUUGUGGAACUUUUGAAUUUGGAAAUAGUCAAUUGUAGUACUGCCAUGGCUUCAAGAAAACUGGCUGAAUCUUUGGCAGAUUCAACCAAUCUUCGAGUGAUAUUGUCAGUAUUAUAUUUGAUGACAGAAUACAUGAGAACUGAAAAAGAUAACCCAGAAUCUGAAUAUGCGCAUUUGGUGAAAAACUUUAAAGAAGAACUUGGGACCCCAUUUGGUGAAGAGUUGCUGCCUGUCAAGUUACUUAGUAUGGUCACUCAUUUAUGUGCAGGUACUGCACCACAUUUCCCCAUGAAAAAGGUUCUUCUUUUAUUGUGGAAGAUUCUUCUUGUAUACUUGGGUGGCUCAAAAGAGUUAAAAGAGAAGAAAAUAAAGCUCAGAGAAAAGUAUGGACUUGAACCAUUAUCUGAAGAUACUUUGGAGAUUGUGAAAGGAAUGCGGGCCAGUUCACCACCUCCCAGUGCAGCUGACAUGUUGGAAAAUCAAAGCUUUGUGCCAAGGAAACUGAAAGAUAAUGAGAGAGCUAUAAGACGUCAAACCUUCAUGAAGCAAACAUCUCUCGAUGAAUCUGACGAGCAAAUAUUUGUUGACAAAGAAGAAACUGCCAAUGAUUCUGAGGACUAUGGAAUUUCCAUGGAAUUCCAGGAAAUGCCUCCUGAGAAUACAAGGAAUGAUAAUCCUUAUUAUAUGUAUUUUAAGCAGUUCGACAGCCCCCCACCUCCUCCCCCCUUGCCACGAAGUUUGCCGUGGCAGUCUAAAGUGCGUCAGAGGGAUAUUGACAUGUUUUUGGAUAAUGUUCGAGUAAAGUUUGUGGGCUACUCCCUACCAGGGGACAGGCAAACCAUAGCUGGUCUACCUCAGCCUAUCCACGAAGGGAUAGAUAUUCUGAAAAGGCACAUGUACACCAGUAUAUCAGAAAUUCAAAUAGAAAGAGAGCUAGAAAUAGCUCGGAGUCCGCUCACAAAAGGAGAAAAGGAAGUUGAAGAAACAGAGGUUGAGAUUCUCUACAGAGCGAUGCUUCCAAACCUGCCGCAGUAUAUGAUAGCCCUACUGAAAAUAUUGCUGGCUGCAGCACCAACAUCUACAGCAAAGACUUACUCAAUAAACAUAAUGGCAGAUUUACUACCUGAAGAAAUGCCUAUGACAGUUCUACAAUCUCUGAAACUGGGAAUUGAUGUUAAUCGCCACAAAGAGAUUAUUGUGAAAGCUGUUACAGGCAUUUUAUUAUUGUUAUUGAAACACUUUAAACUGAGCCAUGUCUACCAGUUUGAAUUUAUGUCACAACACCUUGUGUAUGCUAACUGCAUGCCUUUGGUAUUGAAGUUUUUCAAUCAAAACAUUUUGUCAUAUGUGGGAGCUAAGAACUCCCUUCCUAUAUUCGAAUUCCCUGCAUGUGUUAUUGGUGAACAGCCUGACUUAACUAAGGAAUGUUUGGAAAUUGGAGAUUCAUCAGUUCCAUAUUCAUGGCGGAAUGUUUUCUCGUGCAUCAACUUGCUUCGGAUUUUAAACAAGCUCACAAAAUGGAAGAAUGCUAGAAUCAUGAUGUUGGUUGUUUUCAAGAGUGCUCCAAUAUUGAAACGGACACUAAAAGUAAGACAUGCACUGAUGCAAUUUUAUGUGUUAAAAUUAUUGAAGAUGCAAACUAAAUACUUGGGACGGCAAUGGAGGAAAACAAAUAUGAAAACAAUUAGUGCUAUUUAUUCAAAAGUAAGGCACAGGCUCAAUGAUGACUGGGCGUUUGGGAAUGAUGUUGAUGCUAGACCUUGGGAUUUCCAAGACGAGGAGUGUGCUCUUAGGGUCAGCGUGGAUCGUUUCAACUACAGAAGAUAUGGUACUGGAGGAGACCAUGCAUUAGAUCUGACACCAGUUGAGACUGACAUUAACAGUGUUCUGGAGACCAGUAUAGAUCUUGAUGAAGAGUUCAAGGAAAAUUAUGAGGCAUGGCUUGAACAAGAAGUCUAUAACAAUGAGAUUAAUUGGGAUAUAUUAUUGGCUACAUAAUUUACAUUUCAGCAUUGAUACAGCAAUUCUAAUUAGUCUGUGCCCUUGAUUCAGAGUAAUUGAAGCAAAAGACACUUUAAAUAGCAAAUAAAACAAAUAUAAAUAUAAAGUUACAAAUAAAUGUAAUGCAUGUGUUAAGUUUUUGAGCUUUUCCAAUAUGUGAGCAUCACCAUGAUUAUAUGGGCACAGUCUAAAAUAAAGAGGAUUCUAUUGAAUUAAAGUCAACAUUAUAUGUAGUAAUAGUUUUGAAGUAUGAGUAGUUGGAUUUUGUGUUUGAUAGACUAGGAGAAUUAUUUCUCUCACAGAAAACAGCUAGAGGUAUACCUUAGUACUUAUGAAUUUGUAAAGAUGUUUAAAGUUGUACUGUUUUUCAACAUUUUAUAAAUACGACCUUCAUUCAUUGAGUGAAAUUGUCUAAAUUGUUUCGUAGUGUGUAGACUUAAUCAUGAUGUUUUAUUUAUUAUGCAUGCAUCAAUAAAAUUAUGGUAAUUUUCUAGUUUUAAAAAAUGUGUAAUAUUAGUAAAUGUAAACAAACAUACUCAUUAUUAGAUCAACAUUAUGACGAAUUAGUUAUGAAUUGGAUCAUGUUUUUUGAUUUGGACAUGAGUCAUGUUAAAAACAAGACCAUCAAAAAUUUAACAACAGGUAGGGUUUUGGAAACCAACUCUACUUAAUGAAAUGAACACAGUUGUCGCAAUAUGUACUUUUAAAAAGCUUAUCGAAUAUUCAGUUAUAUAUAUCCAUGUGUAAA